Messenger RNA from Angiostrongylus costaricensis, 565 nucleotides. NCBI's taxonomy places the organism in Eukaryota, Metazoa, Nematoda, Chromadorea, Rhabditida, Metastrongylidae. The record is from the annotation of a GenBank genome assembly.
AAUACAUAUUGUGUAGCCAUUUAAGCUGAGCUAUGUUUAGGGUGUCUUCUCAAACGUGAUCUUUUGUGUGAUUUGGAUCACAACACUUAUCUCUCAAGUGCUGAUUGUACAAUUCGGUGGUCACUGGUUUUCUACAGCUCCAUUGAAUGCCGUCCAGUGGGCGAUUUGCAUUGCCUGCGGUCUGGGCGAAUUAAUCUGGGGCCAGAUUAUAACAACGAUACCGUCGUCAAUUCUACCAAAAUCAUUCCGAUUCGGUAAAGGAGAAGUCAAACCAACGUCAAUAAUGCUUACUGGUGAAUAUGACGUUCCAUCAUCGUCAUCAAUGGUCCCCAAACCCGAUGGAGCCACUGCCGAAAAGCGACCAGGCCAAAUGCUUUGGCUACUUGGUCUCACUAGACUUCAGACUCAGAUUCGAGUGGUCAGGGCGUUCCAGUCUGUUAACGACAGUUCGCAUCCAAACUCACUGACAACGUCGACAGCCGACCGACUUCGUGCCAGCUACCGUCGCCUGAAAAUCGCUCGAGAGCUCGAACAACAAAAGAGUUCGUGGUUGUGCGCACUGUAG